Messenger RNA from Staurois parvus, 315 nucleotides. NCBI's taxonomy places the organism in Eukaryota, Metazoa, Chordata, Amphibia, Anura, Ranidae. The record is from the annotation of a GenBank genome assembly.
ACUGUAUUGGUGUCACUGGGGAUGUCAGUGACACCAAGUCAGUGAUCAGUGCUAAUAAAAAGCACUGACACUGUACUAAUGGCACUGGGCAGGAAGGGGUUAAUAUCUGGGGCAAUCAAAGGGUUAACUGUGUGCUGUUUCACUGUGUACUGUGUAUGUUUUCCACUGUAAGCACACUGCUUUGUAUGGCUCUGCUAGGCAGAGCCAUACAAAGCAGCAUGCUGGAGCUAAAGGGGGAGAGAUCUGUGUUGUUUACAUACAGACCUCUCCCCCGUCAGUGAUACUCAGUGAUUGUCGGGUGCCGGUGGGGAAUCA